Molecule: messenger RNA, 1104 nt
Organism: Fusarium fujikuroi IMI 58289
Lineage: Eukaryota; Fungi; Ascomycota; Sordariomycetes; Hypocreales; Nectriaceae
Exons: 2
Coding region: 1-1104 (367 amino acids)
Source: RefSeq, a predicted model, not a curated record
AUGUCGACUUCACCAUGCCUUGACGUCCAUUUCACUACCCGUGCUGUCAUUGAGUGGCAGUCCGAUAACGAGUCAGAUCGCGCGACACGGUUUCUGGCUAAACCCGAUCCCAAAGUCAGCUCUAUCACGUUGACGACCCGGUUCGAUUCGAAAGGUUCUCUCUUCGACAUACACAUUCCCUUGAAGCUCAAAGGCAUUGACAACACGUCCGAUAUCACACUUCGAGCCUGUGCUUCCUCCGUUAUCUCUCUCGAUAUUAUUAAGAACCCGACCGUCUCUAGUGAGGUUGAGCAAGAGUUCAAGUCCCUAGCUCUCGGCCUUCGCUUCCAGCUGAACCGCCAUCUUGACAUCCUGGUCCCUAUCCCUGCUCUCGAGCCAAUACGUCCAGCAGGUCGAGCACGGUCAGGUGUUGUGCUCGAUGCCAUUCGCGAGUUUUCUCGGGCAACUGUUUUCACCCUCUAUAUCGAGGCGCGCAAUGCAUCCCCAAAACUCCAGUCCGUCGGCGAUGCUGUCAGCCAGGGUCUUUUCAAGACGUCCUGUAGCAGCGGCUUUCAACUGGCUAGCAUGUAUGCCGGUCUUGGAGCAAAGAUUGUCCAGCUUGGUAUGGAUGAAGCGCUUGCACCGCCGUCAUAUGAAGAAACCGAACCCCCACCGCCGCCGCCUCCGAUCGACCCCAAGCCUGACAGAAAGCGUCCACGACAAGAUACUGCGACCGAACGCGCCGAAGAAAUCGCUUUGAUUUGGGCAGAGCUGCAAAUGCUCAAGCAAGCGAAAGACGCAGACGGGAAGCGCAUUGCGUUCUUGGAGAUGGAGAACCAGGAACUGCGGGAAACCGUAGCCAGGCUCCAAGAACAAUAUGAAGCUUUUGACAGGUCACAGCAAGAUAUCCACCACAACUUCGGAGCCCUCGAGACCACGGUCGAGAAGAAUACGCAAGAAUUUGAAGAGAGCGUCGGCAACGAACUAGCAGAGCUACGUGAGGAUAUCAGUCAAUUAGAUCAUCAACUUUCCUUCAUUCAAGAGGGACAAGUUAGCGAUGAGUCUGUAGCCAGGAUAAAAGACGCUGUACUAUUGGAUAUCACGACCCGAUUAUCAGGGGAUUGA